AUGGACAUAGAAAAUUAUAAAUCAGAUUAUAUCAACAAAAAAGAAAGCAGAUUAAUCAAUUCUUUAUUAAUAUCUAACGAAUAUUUGAAGGAAAUAAUUGCGUCUUCCGACAUCAAGGGUAUUUCCUAUAAUUUCCCCAUCCAAAAUUUAAUUAAAAAUAAGAAUAAGAGACUCCAUAAUGGUUAUGGCCUUGAUAAUAUCGAUGAUGAUCAGUUCUUUAUUUACUCUUUGAACACCUCUGGAUUCCUCGAUUGGCAUGCGGACAUGCAUGAUGACAUCACCCCCCAUAAUGAUCGAUCUGUUACUGAUUCAACUGAAUUAGACCAACAUAUUCAAAAUUAUUGGGAUAUCAUUCAAAACACUGAAUGCCAAUUUCUUUCCAAUAGUCAGCAUUUUAAUCCAGAAAAUACAAUAAAUGUUUCCCCUCAAAAAAUAAUGAAAUUAUUCCAAAGAGAUACUGUUUCCAAAAUUGGUUCUCUUCUUAAUAAUAAAAAAUUGGAUUUGCAAACUAUUAAAGGCCUGCUCAACUAUAGUUCAACAAGUUGGAAAAAUCCAUGUUUCAAUUAUUCAAUAAUUUAUUUACCGGAAUAUUUUAAUGACUCCUUAUUAUACGCAAAAUACGAUUCCACUUAUAAUCAUGUCAUUUUACCUAUAAUAAGUAAUGAUAAACAAAUUGCAUUCAAUUCCAUCAUUAACAACCUCAAAAAUUGGUUGCUAUGCUUAUUGGAACUGACUUCUUCAUCAAAUUACAAUUUGAAAUUCUUGAGAUUAUAUAUUAAUAGAAAUUCGGAUAAAUAUCUAAUUAUGACUCUAUUGAGAAAUAUAAAUUGGAUAAAUGGGAAAUUAAUUCCUAAUGAAAACAAUUUGAAUUGGUUAUCUUCACCCGAAAACUCUAAUAAUAUACAUAACAAUACCAACAAUAAUGAUAAUGCCUUGGCCUAUAAUGAUGAAAAUUUCAUAAUAUUGGAAUUUGAAUGUUAA
This is a messenger RNA of Henningerozyma blattae CBS 6284, 981 nucleotides long. It is a transcript of the gene OAZ1, whose product is annotated as Oaz1p. The record is from RefSeq and is a predicted model, not a curated record. Lineage: Eukaryota; Fungi; Ascomycota; Saccharomycetes; Saccharomycetales; Saccharomycetaceae.